Messenger RNA from Salvia miltiorrhiza (redroot sage), 2348 nucleotides. RefSeq names its product UNC93-like protein 3. The transcript has 10 exons. Lineage: Eukaryota; Viridiplantae; Streptophyta; Magnoliopsida; Lamiales; Lamiaceae. Gene Ontology annotation, biological process: potassium ion homeostasis. The record is from RefSeq and is a predicted model, not a curated record. Bases 811 to 2124 code for a protein of 437 amino acids.
UAAGUGUCAAUUACAAAAACACACAAAAUCCAAAUUGAAGACAAAGAAACCCACAUAAUCCAAAUUGAAGACAAAACCCAAAAUUGAAGACAAAACGAACACACCCAAGCGCCGCUUGGAGAAGUGGUACAAUUGGGCUGUGGUUCGCAGAACAGAGCGCCGCCCGGCCUGAAAUCGAAGGCGGCAGAGGUUUCCGCGUCGGAGGUGAAGCAGAUUUGAAUUUAGUUAGGCCUGCAUGCACUAAAGCUUUUGCCCUUCUCCAAUGGAAUCCUGGGGCUCGAAAAGAUUCCAUAAUUUAAAAAAGAGGUCAACGAUACGAAUACAAAGAGCAUCUUUUGCACGCGUCUUGAUCUUAAUUUAUGUGUACUCGAAUUGAAUUGAAAAAAGGAAGCUCGAUUGAAAAAUGGAUUUUUGUUGAGUUGCGAAUGCUGAAUUAUUAUAUAUAUAUAUAAUUGGAUGACAACGAGUACGCAACAAAGAAAAUGGGAAACCCCAAUUCACAUAAGGCCGAAUUCAAGAAUAAACUACACUCACGUCUGUCUCUCUCUCUAUCUUUCUCUCUCUGGAUCGUCUUGUCCAUGUAUUUAUAUAAUUAUAGUAAUAUAGCCGUCUGAAUAUACACACUUACAUAAUUGUAAUUAUGUUUGGGAUUCAGAAUCUUCGAUAUCCUCAAUAAUCUGUUACUCAAAAAUCACCUCUUCCUUGUGUCGUUUUCUUCUCAUGAUUCGCGCCGGCUAAACCCCCUUUUGUAGUAGCAUACCAUAUAUAAACUGUUAGUGAUUGCCCACUGAAAUCACUGAGCUAUCUUCAAUGGCUAUCGACGAGGAGAGUCCGCUCGUUGCUGAAGAACGCCCACCUCAACCGCUCAACCACAGGAGAGAUGUUUACUUACUCUGCUGGGCUUUCCUCCUCAUCUUCUUGGCUUAUGGCGCUGUGCAGAAUUUGGAAUCCACCAUGAACUCUGAAGGAGAUAUGGGCACCAUAUCACUGGGGAUAUUGUAUGUUUCGUUUGCGAUAUUUUCGCUGGUGGCUUCGUUGGUGGUGAAGAAGAUGGGAUCGAAGAAUGCUUUGAUUCUUGGUACAACUGGAUACUGGUUGUUUAUAGCAGCAAAUUUGAAGCCCUCUUGGUAUACUAUGGUACCGGCUUCCCUGUACCUGGGAUUUGCUGCCUCUAUAAUAUGGGUUGGACAGGGGACAUAUCUCACUUCUACUGCUACCAGUCAUGCAAACGAUCACAACUUGCAUGAAGGUACAGUAAUUGGGAAAUUCAAUGGAGAGUUUUGGGCGAUGUUUGCAUGUCAUCAGCUUGUAGGGAACCUUGUCACUCUUGCUUUAUUAAGAGAUGAAGAGGGAGGAACAACCAGUGGCACAACUCUACUUUUAAUUGUAUUUCUCAUUAGCAUGACUUUAGGUACAAUUCUAAUGUGCUUCUUGAGUAAGAGAAAUAGUAAAGAAGAAAAGCUGGAAGGCUCUGUCGACACCUUUUCGUCUUCAGUGGGGUCUUCUUUAACUUCUAUGUUGAAUCUAUUACUCGACAUGCGAAUCCUCUUGGUUAUCCCACUUAUGGCGUAUUCAGGACUACAACAAGCAUUUGUCUGGGCUGAAUACACGAAAGAAAUUGUGAACCCGGUCCUUGGGGAACAAGGUGUUGGUGGUGCUAUGGCUAUAUAUGGAGUUUUUGAUGCAAUUAGUUCGCUUGCAGCUGGUCGGUUUACUUCCGGUCUUUCAUCGAUCACGAUGAUAGUCUCAGGUGGAAUGUUGAUCCAGCUUAUUGUACUGCUUUGGCUUCUGCUGAACUACAGUGCGGCGACUGGGCUACUCGGUACGAUUCUCCCGCUUCUGAUAGGGGCCUUAUGGGGAAUUGGUGAUGGAGUGCUAAACACACAGCUGAGUGCUUUGCUAGGAAUUCUAUUCAAACAUGAUCUGGAAGGAGCUUUUGCGCAGCUGAAGCUGUGGCAAAGCGCGUCAAUUGCUGUGGUGUUUUUCAUAAGCACAUCUAUAUCAUUUCAGGCAAUGCUUGUUAUUAUGCUUGUGGGGCUGUGCCUCUCAAUGGCCGGAUUUCUUUAUCUCACACUCAACGUGGAGAAAGCGUUUGCAGGCGCAGGCGCAGGCCGUGCUUCUUGACUCACUUCCAACAUGCUCGUCAAAUCUAUUGUGUACAUAUAAACGAGCAUGUUGUUGCAGAUCCAUUCCCUUUUUCUUUUUGCCAUUUUGUUUUUCUCUUAUAUUGAGUAAGUGUGGUCUGUAAUUUUGCUUCCAUGAAAUGUAAUUUCUUCAAGAAUAUGGAGUGGGUUCUUCAUUUGUUUGCCGACUGUUAUUUAGGUUAUAUUUGUUCUUACCUUGUCCCA